This is a messenger RNA of Oncorhynchus mykiss (rainbow trout), 1583 nucleotides long. RefSeq names its product transmembrane protein 234 (gene tmem234). Lineage: Eukaryota; Metazoa; Chordata; Actinopteri; Salmoniformes; Salmonidae. The record is from RefSeq and is a predicted model, not a curated record.
GACGGAGUGUCCAGCCAACGUUGUAGAACUGUUUACCGUAGGUGACUUGAAUGCGACUCAGUACUCGUUUUUAACAAUGGUGUCCGUGGUGGAGGUACUAUGCCUCCUGCUGGUAGCUGUGCUGUGGGGCUGCACCAACCCAUUUCUGAAGAGAGGCACAGAGGGGAUUGAACAUGUGAAAAAGGAUAGCAAGCUUCUUCACUUCCUGGCAGAGGUUAAGUUCCUGUUUUUAAACAUCAAGUACCUGAUACCAUUCCUACUGAAUCAGAGUGGGUCCUUGGUGUACUACUUCACCCUUGCCGCCACAGAUCUGUCUCUGGCUGUGCCCGUGGCCAACUCCCUCACCUUCCUCUUUACCAUGCUCACUGGGAAGCUACUCGGGGAGGAGUUUGGAGGGAAAAGAGCUGUUGGAGGGAUGGUCCUCACCAUGGUGGGCAUCACUCUAUGCAUAGUGAGCUCUAUCGGUGAGACUGAGAACAAGGGGCAGCAGAAUGGCACAAAGGUCUCACCAUAGAAAUAGAUACUGUAUCAGCACAGUACUGUAUAUCUCUAUGGGUCUCGCUCUAAAAAAAGAUGACUGGACACAUUUUAAAAGGUUCUAUCACACACCACCUAGUUCAAGUUAUUGUUUAUUGUCUAGGGUACAUUCGAUAGGCUUAGUUAUGUCUUCAAUAGAAGUUACUUUAUGUGACUUUACAUAACAUAUUUCAACUACAGCAGUGUUUAGGCUAUCCAAAGGGACCAAAGCAUAUCACUGUAGAACACAACAUUUUGUAACAGAUAAUGAAAAUGAGAGCUUCUUAUUGGACAAGUUCAAGUAGUAAGCUACCUCUCCAGUCCCUGUUUCAAAACGUUUUCUCCCUACUGGACACAAUCCUGACCUACACCAGCCAGGCAGUAGAGUGAUUGGACAAUAUGUAGAAGAGAAUGCAAAUGAGCUUAGUGGGAACUCAUCAUGCACAAUGUUGUGGCUUCCACACCUUAUAACAACUGUGACAGAGUUCAAGUGGGGUUUAUUCCAGCCGGGGUCCAGAUUUAUUGCCUAUCUAGUUAAGGCCGAGCCAGCCAUUCUCGCCACUUUGCUGCCAUGUUGUGUGAAUACUGCCCAUAGAAACACUAGGCUAUAGGCCUAUAGAAGACCACAGUCAAUGUGUUAGUGUUGAACAUAACUAGAGUUCACGUCUUGAAAUCACAGUGCUGCUACUGUAUACAAAGGUCAGAGAAACCGUUAUUACAUUGUAAUGUCUUAAUGUAACUUAUUUUGAUAUGAAACUACAAAGGCGUUCCAUGCAAGGUGAUAUGUUGAGUGGGGAAAAACUGUAGUCUGUUUGCUGUUUUAUUGCACUUUUUAUUCAGAAAUAAUGGCAUUUAACCCAAAAUGCUUAUACUGUACAAUCAGAGGACGUUGCUGUUUUUGUAAGAUAAAAUAUUUCAUAUUGUAUAUUUCCAAGUUUAUUUUGAUGAAGAGGAAUUCUUUACAUUCAAUGUACACUACCGUUCAAAAGUUUGGGGUCACAGAAUUUUUUUUAUACACUUUUUUUUUUUAAAGCACAUUUUUUGUCCAUUAAAAUACAUUUGAUCAG